AUGUUUAAAUAUUUUUCACGAUCUUGUAAUAAUUGUUUCAAAUUUACUCAAAGACGACUAUUAUCAAAUCCUAUUCCUACCACCACAUCAGCUGCGAUAAGACCAAAGAACAUUCCUAAAAAGAAAAUAGGAGCUCAAAAACUACGAAGAGCUGAUCCAAAGUUUCAAAAUGAAUCAACAAGUUAUAUCUUAUCACUAUUGAAUGAAAAUAAUCGAGAUGAUGAAAAGACUAAGACUUUGGAGAGCCAUUUGUCUAUUGUGACUUCCGUAACAGUUGGUGAUUCAAUUAAUUUUGAUAAAUUCAUAGAUGAAUCCGAAAAAAAAUAUAACAUCGAGGUAAUAGUACCUGAAGAAGUCAUGAAUAUAACAAUCUCACCAACUAGUAAUUUAAUGGUUCUAUCAAAUGGAACAUUAGUUGGUUGGAAUUUAACCGAAGAAGAAAUUGUUAAAAGAUAUUUACCAAAUUUUAUAAAUUCAAUUAUAUCAAAAUUCAAUGAAUAUGAAAGUGAAGAAAUUGACUGGAUAGAAUUGAAACAAUUACCUGAACAACCUUUACACAAUGGAAAUAGUUAUCUACAUGGGGAAAUCUUGGUUGUCCAGGGGCUAAAUUUGAACAAGAGAUUAUUGGAUAUGGCAGCAUUUGCAAUCGGGUUAAGUAGAUCAACUAGAUUAUCCAUCUUAGAAAACCAAUUAGAAGAAUUUUUGACACUAACAAGAAACAAUUCAGAAAUUUUGUCUCAAGGUAAAAGAAUUACAAGUACGGAACAUGAACUAUUAAGAAUCACAGGAAGAUUGUUUUUAUUAAGAGGUAAACUUAACUUGUAUUCGGAAUUAAUAGAUACGCCAGAUCUUUAUUGGAGUGAACCAGAUUUAGAAAAAAUUUAUAAUUCAGUUAGUAAAAUACUUGAUAUAAAUUCUAGAAUUUCAAUUAUGAAUAGAAAAUUAGAUUAUGCAACAGAGGAACAAAGAGCAUUCUUGAGUGUAUUAAAUGAAAAAAAGUCUACAAGAUUAGAAUGGAUUAUUAUUUUAUUGAUUAUGAUUGAAGUUGGAUUUGAAUGUUUCCAUUUUUAUGAAAAAUAUGAAGAAAGAAAUAGUAACUCUGAGAAAUAG
Lodderomyces pseudojiufengensis is the source of this 1110-nucleotide messenger RNA. RefSeq lists its product as uncharacterized. NCBI's taxonomy places the organism in Eukaryota, Fungi, Ascomycota, Pichiomycetes, Serinales, Debaryomycetaceae. The record is from RefSeq and is a predicted model, not a curated record. The coding region runs from base 1 to 1110 and encodes 369 amino acids. The transcript has a single exon. Gene Ontology annotation, biological process: positive regulation of mitochondrial translation.